AUGGACAGGGAGAAAAUGGAAGUUAUCGAUAAAUCUUCAUUUAUCAUAGCUUUUCCUCCUGCAAAAUUGGUACUGAUUGUACUUGCUGAAUUCGGGACGUCUGAAGACAGCAGUGCGGCAACUCGCGAGGAAAGAAAGGUAGCCGCAAUGUUUGUCGCUGCACUUCGCGAGGCGGUAGCCGCUGCGGUUGAAGUCGAAACCAAUGAAUGCUUCAAGUCAGAUAUUCCUCGGAAUCUGACUGGGACCAUGUGA
Molecule: messenger RNA, 252 nt
Organism: Haemonchus placei
Lineage: Eukaryota; Metazoa; Nematoda; Chromadorea; Rhabditida; Trichostrongylidae
Source: the annotation of a GenBank genome assembly